AUGCUGCAGCAGGAAGAGUUAGAUCAACAGAAGCAGCAGCAGGCGAUCCGAGAGGGGGGCCCCCAACGCUUUGUUGGACGCGCAAGGUCUGCUGUAGAACCGAGGGAAGCAGCAGCAGCAAGAGCUAAUGCUGCAGCAGGAAGAGUUAGAUCACCAGAAGCAGCAGGAGGCGACCAAUCAUCCCUAUCCCCAUCCCCAUCCCCAGCAGCAGCAGCAGCAACAGCAGCAGCAGCAGCAGCAGCAGCAGCAGCAGCAGCAGAGAGUGAGGAUGCUCCGUACUACGUGGCUUACCAGAAGACCUUCUUAACCCCCCAGCCGACUACCCUGGCCUUUGAGGCCCUCAAUUGGGCCUCGGGGGCCCUAGACCCUGUCGUUCUCGUCCAGGGCGAUACACGCCAGCAGCAGCAGCAGCAGCAGCAGCAGCAGCAACAGCAGCAGCAGCAGCAGCAGGAGCAGGAGGAGCAGGAGUUUGUAUCCUUAGGCAGCAGAGAGUCAGACCGCGUUGAGGGGCCCCAGGGAGAAUUGCUAGAGAAAGGUAAUGGGGGGCCCCCAGAGCAGGAGGGGGCCCCCGUGGGGGGCCCCCAGCGGGGGGGGGCCCCAGGGGGCCCCUCUGCUGAGCAGAAUGUGGGGGCCCCCGAUAUACGACUGGAGAUGGAAUGCAAGGAUACAAAUGCUGCUGCUGCUGCUGCUGCUGGUACUGCUGCAGCAGCAGCAGAAGCAGGGCAAGAGGAAAUAGAAGCAGCAACAGCAGCAGCAGAAACUCCAGCAGCAGCAGCAGAGGCAGCAGCAGCAGCAGCACCAGCAGCAGCAGCAGCAGCAGCAGGGAGACGCAGCAGAGCGAAAAGCAACAGCCGCAAAACUCAUAGCUUCAUCGACUCCUUGUUGAUCCUUUUCUCGAGCCCCCUGUAUGUGUGCGUGACGUUUUCUUUGUGUGCUCUUUUCUUUGAGGUCACCGCCAUACAGUUUUGGUCAAUUACUUACUUUCAUCAGGUUCUACAGUACCCAACAGCAACAGUAUUGGUGGCGUUUAACUCUACGGCAGCAACGGCUCCUAUUUUGGGUGUUUUGUUUGGGGGGUGGCUGGUGGAUAGAGUGAUAUAUUUGUGGUCUUUGAACGGCGUUGUUGGUUUUCUGUUGGCUUGCUGCUUCCUUUGGCGGUUUAAAAUACGUCCGGCUGUAGUAACAGACGUAGAUGAACACCCCUGGCAGCAGCAGCAGCAGCAGCAGCAGCAGCAGCAGCAGCGGAAGCAACAGCAGCAGCAGCAGCAGCAGCAGCUGGAGCAGCAGCAACUGCAGCAGGGAGCUAUGGAUAGAAGGAGUGAACAGCGAGAUGAUAAUUGUUAUGUUAUAACAACAGAUAAAGAAUGA
This is a messenger RNA of Eimeria mitis, 1368 nucleotides long. RefSeq names its product transporter, major facilitator family domain containing protein, putative. Gene Ontology annotation, cellular component: nucleus. The record is from RefSeq and is a predicted model, not a curated record. The transcript is spliced from 6 exons. The coding region runs from base 1 to 1368 and encodes 455 amino acids. Gene Ontology annotation, molecular function: transcription cis-regulatory region binding. Lineage: Eukaryota; Apicomplexa; Conoidasida; Eucoccidiorida; Eimeriidae. Gene Ontology annotation, biological process: regulation of transcription by RNA polymerase II.